Schistocerca cancellata (South American locust) is the source of this 1103-nucleotide messenger RNA. RefSeq lists its product as uncharacterized. The record is from RefSeq and is a predicted model, not a curated record. The transcript has 5 exons. NCBI's taxonomy places the organism in Eukaryota, Metazoa, Arthropoda, Insecta, Orthoptera, Acrididae. The coding region runs from base 1 to 864 and encodes 287 amino acids.
AUGGCGCUAGCUGCGCAGCAUUUGUGCACCGCCGCCGUCAGUGUCAGCCAGUUUGCCGUGGCAUACGGAGCUCCAUCGCAGUCUUUAACACUGGUAGCAUGCCGCGACAGCGUGGACGUGAACCACUUCCUGUGGGACCUGGGCGAGGAAGUAGCGGAGCAGAGGGAAGUGGCGGACGGCGACGAUACCGACGCAGACGUCGACGGCGGCCCGCUGGAGCGCGCCUGCUCUUGCGAAGGACCCGCCUGCACGUGCUGCGUGGACUUCAAUUUCACCUACGUCGAUCUCGGUGGUCCAGGAUGUGUGGAGAUGACAUACCUAUCUCCAGCUGAAGGAAUUAAUGUCAAUAUUUCUUAUGGAGACAAUGUCCUUCUGAGUGAAGCAAUCAAGGGUGCAAAGCCAGAUCCAGUAUGUCUAAAUAUGCUGGGUGGCCUCACACAACUGUGCGCACGAUUUAGUGAUCUUGCACCUACCUCUGAUGGGUUGAGAUGGUGCUUGCAGUUGGAACCUGCUCUACUUGGUGAUGUACAAGCUCAGUUCCCACUUGGUUGCUUUCGAAUGGGAUCAGAUGGAAUGGUUCCAGAUCCACCAGUGAAUGCCACACUACCACCAGCCAAUACCGUUGAGACAACUGAUGAAGACAUCAAUGAAGAAGCUUUAAUUGCAGCAGUAAAUGAAUCAGCUGAAGAAAGUAUUUCAUUCCUGAGUAAUCUUUUAGGAAUUACAUUGUCAGGAUCAAACAAAACUCAAGAACAAAACACAACUGAAGUAGCAACAGAAUCUUCAGAGAAUCCAGAAAGCAAAAGAAGGUCAUUGCAGCAACAUAAAAAAACAUUCAUAAAAAGUGCAAAUGAGAAGUUGUGAAAUCAUUUGUCACAGCUUCACUGAUUGUCAAGACUGCAAGAAAAUGACUCUCUUGUUACUUCAUAGUCAUUAAUUUAUUUAUUACAUUUCAGAAUAUAGUGAACAAAAGCUAAUUUCUAAAAUUUGUUGUAUAAGUUAUUUAUAUUUGUUGUGUAGAAACACAUUAGAGAAACUUUCAUUUUUAUGUGAUUUACUGUAUGAUUUUAGCUUAUAAGUAAAGUUAAUUAUAUAUAACUGAU